AUGCUCAAUCUUGGACGGAUGCCGCGUGCCGAUUAGGUCACCAGCUCGAUAGCCGACACCAUGAUUGCUUAAGCACCUCCGGUCCAACGUUGGGCUAGCUUGAGGUAGCUUUGCAGCCUUGGAAGGUCGCCGGAUCCCAACGGCCGGCCGGCGCGGAAGAUCGCCGGAGCAACAAGAAAAAAAAGGGUAACCACCAGGCACACCGGCCGGAGCCCACAAGACGACGACGACAUCAACACGAUCACCAGUUAAUCCGUAGUAGUGCUUAGUAUAUGCAGGCCUCCAAGGGAAAGGCGCCAAGAGUGAUCGCAUAUCCCUCGUGCAUAUUCCCCGUCUGAAUCCUCCUGACGGACAUCCCAAACACAACAUAAACAAUGCACCAAUCGUCUCUCGUUCACGCGUAUAUAUUGGAUGAACGCUCGAUUCGACGAUGCAUGUAGAUGCCGCAGCAGGCCAUGGCCGUGGCGAACGACGACGCUGGUCCUACUGCUAUCAAUGAUAAAGUCGUCGCCGGCGACGGCGAGGAGGCAAAGGAGCAGCAGCCGGUGGUGCUGAUCACGGGGUGCGCCAAGGGCGGCAUCGGGUACGAGUACUGCCACGCCUUCUCCGCGCUGGGCUGCCGCGUGGUCGCCACCGACAUCCCCGACCGCGUCCCCGACCUCGCGGGCGCGGCGGCGGCCACGGUGCUCCCCCUCGACGUGACCUCGGACGCGAGCGUGGCCAACGCCGUGCGGCGCGUGCUGUCCGAGCACGGGCGCAUCGACGUGCUGGUGAACAACGCCGGGGUCGGGUGCACGGGCCCGCUGGCGGAGCUCCCCGCGGAGUCCGUCCGGCGCGCCAUGGACGUGAACUUCCUUGGCCAGGUCCGGAUGGUGCGCGCCGUGGCGCCGCACAUGGUCGCCCGCCGCUCGGGGCGCGUGGUGAACGUGGGCAGCGUGGUGGGCACCGCCGCCACGCCGUGGGCGGCGCCCUACUGCGCGUCCAAGGCGGCCGUGCACGCGGCGACGGACGCGCUCCGCCUCGAGCUCCGGCCGUUCGGGGUCCACGUGGUGAAGGUGGUCCCCGGCGCCGUGCGGUCGUCGCUGGGCCACGCCAACGCGGUGGGGCUGGCCCGGCAGGGGCAGUGGCGGAUGUACGGGGAGUUCGCGGCGGCGAUCGAGGAGCGAGCGGCGGCGUCGCAGGCGGGGAGGGCGACGGACGCGGGGGUGUUCGCGAGGCACGUGGCGAGGAGGGUGAUGGGCGCGCGGCCGCCGAGGGAGAUCGUGUACGGUCACAUGACGAUGCUGUUCGCCGCGCUGGCGGUGGCGCCCGGGUGGGCGCGCGACGCCUUCUUCGCCAGGCGCUUCGGACUCAACAGGAAGAUACACUGAGUGAGUGAGUGAGCAAUGGCGGGUGGUGUUGUUUUUGGUUGGACUGGACGAGGACGACGACGAAGCGAAUAAAUUGGUCCGUGACGGCCCAAGUUUACUACAGUACCCUUGUCUUGGGGCCCAUUCAGAUUGAGUGGGCUGACAGAGAUAUAUAUACUACUGAACAAAUCAUCAAAUUGGGCUCCAGCGCGUGCGGCCCACGACGAGCUCUGUGUACGGGCCUCCUAAAAACGAAACAAAUUUUUGAGCAGCGUAGACACCUCGCAUUUUCAGGGCCCAGUAAAUGGCAUACCACGAUACAUUUUCCUUGCUUUAAA
Setaria italica (foxtail millet) is the source of this 1687-nucleotide messenger RNA. Its product is annotated as NADPH-dependent 1-acyldihydroxyacetone phosphate reductase. The record is from RefSeq and is a predicted model, not a curated record. The transcript has a single exon. The coding region runs from base 441 to 1370 and encodes 309 amino acids. NCBI's taxonomy places the organism in Eukaryota, Viridiplantae, Streptophyta, Magnoliopsida, Poales, Poaceae. Gene Ontology annotation, cellular component: endoplasmic reticulum.